AUGUUGAGUGUGGGCGGUGGACGUUCGGCGGUCUGUCGCGCCGUCAUAGCCACCUCCAUCGUCUGGCUGCUCAUCGACGUCGUCAUACUCUUCUAUUACCUCGAUCCUUCAACGACGACAAUUCAGAAUGACAGCAGGUGGCUACUUUCUACAUCUCCCUUCUAAGUUCUCAGUUGUUUAGAAUCUUAACACGUGGGCAACGGAGGAUAGAACCAGAACCAGAACAUGGACCAGAAACGGAAGCGAAGCCGAGUAUUCCGGAAAAGCAAGUACAAAGAGUUGAGCCGGUCGAUAGGGAAACUGCGAACCAAUUGAGGAAACUCAUGGACGGUGGGUGAUCACUUUUAUUUACCCGGACAAUUUUAUCAUUUUCAGUCCAAUCAUUCGGACCCGGAUAUCACGGACAGGGUGGGACAGGAGUCACAGUACCGGAAGAGAAGAAAACGAUCAAAGACAAGAGAUUCCUGGAGAACCAGUUCAAUGUCGUCGCUUCGGAGAUGAUUUCUGUUAACAGAACUCUUCCGGACUAUCGUUCUGAUGCCUGUCGAACUUCCGGAAACAAUCUGCAGACCACUGGAAUGCCGAAGACCUCAAUCAUCAUCGUUUUCCAUAACGAAGCGUGGACGACUCUCCUCCGAACUCUCCAUUCGGUUAUUAACCGAUCGCCACGUCAUCUGCUCGAAGAAAUCAUUCUUGUAGACGACAAAUCGGACAGAGAUUAUCUGAGGAAGCCACUGGACUCGUACAUCAAAAUGUUCCCCGUAACCAAUCAAUUUAUCCUAUUUUUGCUAAUAAACAAUUGCUUCAGAUUCCCAUUCACCUGGUUCAUCUGGAAGAGCGUUCCGGACUUAUCCGUGCUCGACUCACUGGCUCCGGAAUGGCCAAAGGGAAGAUUCUUCUGUUCCUGGACGCGCACGUGGAAGUGACCGACGGAUGGCUCGAACCUCUCGUCUCGAGAGUCGCAGAAGACCGCAAAAGAGUUGUCGCCCCAAUCAUCGACGUUAUUUCGGAUGAAACAUUUGAAUAUGUGACGGCUUCAGAGACUACGUGGGGAGGAUUCAACUGGCAUCUGAACUUCCGAUGGUACGCAGUUCCAAAGAGAGAACUGAACAGAAGAGGUUCUGAUCGAUCCAUGCCGAUUCAGUAAGCGAAUCAAAAUUGUUUAAAGUUUUGCAAAUCUCAUUUCAGAACUCCAACUAUCGCUGGAGGUCUGUUUGCGAUCGACAAACAGUUCUUUUACGAUAUCGGAAGUUACGACGAAGGAAUGCAAGUGUGGGGAGGAGAGAAUCUCGAGAUUUCUUUCCGAGUUAGUCACAUUCUGCUUUCAACCUAACUGAAAUCCGUCUGUUUGCAGGUGUGGAUGUGCGGUGGUUCCCUCGAGAUCCAUCCGUGCUCUCGUGUCGGACACGUCUUCCGAAAACAAACCCCGUACACUUUCCCUGGCGGAACUGCCAAGGUUAUCCAUCACAAUGCAGCACGUACUGCCGAAGUGUGGAUGGACGAAUACAAGGCGUUCUUCUACAAAAUGGUUCCCGCCGCUCGAAACGUCGACGCCGGAGAUGUCAGCGAACGACAGAAGCUGCGAGAGACACUGCAAUGCAAAUCAUUCAAGUGGUAUCUGGAAAACAUUUAUCCGGAAGCGCCACUUCCUGCCGAUUUCCGAUCUCUCGGAGGCAUUGUAAACAGAUUCACCGAAAAAUGCAUCGAUACGAACGGAAAGAAGGACGGACAGGCACCCGGAAUGCAGGCGUGUCACGGAGCGGGCGGAAAUCAGGUGAGUCUGGAAUACUACGAAAGGGCCGUCUCGCUUUCUAACAGCAUCUGACUGGCUAGUCGAACGAACAGGUACUAACAUUCUAAUCCAGACUGUCCGAUUUGCGGAUGGUCAUUUCUUGAUCAUACCUGACCAAAGCGACCGAUAUGAACGGAUGCCGUUUUUGGAAAACCAGCAGGUUCCGUGUGGACAUAUUCUUGAGUUCGGACCGUUUUUUUCGUGCAACUGGGAAUCUCUUUGCUAAUCCCUCCCUUGUUUCUGUUCUCUUUGGGUCUCACUCUUCUCUCUCCAAUGCUCGACAAGUUCCAGGCUUGGUCCCUCACUGGAAAGGGAGAAAUCCGGUCGGACGAUCUGUGUCUCUCCUCCGGACACGUCUAUCAGAUCGGCUCGGAAUUGAAGCUCGAGAGAUGCUCCGUGAGCAAAAUCAACACCAAACACAUCUUUGUGUUUGACGAACAAGUACGAUUUGCUCUUUCAACAGCCAAUUCUAUAACUUUUUUGUAGGCUGGUACUCUUCUGCACAGAAAGACGGGAAAGUGCGUGACAGGAGCAGAUCAUCGGGUGACUUUGGAUGAGUGCGCAGUCGGACGGAAAGAUCAGAUAUGGCAGCUGGAAGGAUACCAGGAGAAGAGCUCCUAA
Caenorhabditis sp. 36 PRJEB53466 is the source of this 2413-nucleotide messenger RNA. The record is from the annotation of a GenBank genome assembly. Lineage: Eukaryota; Metazoa; Nematoda; Chromadorea; Rhabditida; Rhabditidae.